Closterium sp. Naga37s-1 is the source of this 744-nucleotide messenger RNA. NCBI's taxonomy places the organism in Eukaryota, Viridiplantae, Streptophyta, Zygnematophyceae, Desmidiales, Closteriaceae. The record is from the annotation of a GenBank genome assembly.
CUGGGUCUCGUCCCUCCUCCGCCAGACCACGGCGAAGAGGAGGCGCGGAAAAAGGAGGUAAUUAAAGCCGUCCUUAGGCCCGGGUCGGGCAAGAUCCAAGCUAAGAAGGAGCGGCGAUUAGGGAGAAUACCGAGCAUAGUCUUCGAGCAGGAGGACGGGCAUCUGGGCGGCCGAAAACGGCUGGUGUCCGUCGAUCGCAAGCAGAUCGGACGGCUGGUGAAGAAGUUCGGGCGGCCGUUCUUCGUGUCGCAGGUGUUCGACCUCGAGAUUGCCGCGGAGGGCGCGGAAGCGGCGGAAGGGGAGGCGGCGGGAGCGGAGGGGGUGCCGGAAGAAUCAACGGUUGAGAGUGUCCGGAUGAGAGUGAUUCCGAAGCUGGUGCACUGGCAUGGAGCUACGGACGAGAUUCUCAACGUGACUUUUCUCAAGCUGCCCGAACGCGAAAGCGCACGAGUUAAAGUGCCCGUGCCUUUGGUUUUUGUGGGCGAGGAUGCCUGCCCGGGCAUUAAAAAAGGUGGUUGGCUCUACACCAUGCGUCGCACCCUCCCCUUCUCCUGCCCCCCCUCCGCCAUUCCUCCUUUCGUGGAGGUGGAUCUGUCUGCAUUGGAUGUGGGCCACAAGAUCACCCUUGCUGACGUGGCAAGGCAGGUGGAUCCGCGGCUCAGAUUGCUCCUGGCAGAUGUGUCUCACCCCGUCUGCAAGAUAGCUGGCAGCCGGUCAUUGGCCAAGGAAGCAGCGCCUGCUUAG